GUCAAACGUCUCGAUAUUUUAGUGCGGCAACGAUUUUCAUCGGCUUUUGACGUUUCGUUUCUUUGUUGAGUGCGGUUAAGUCUUAUUUGUGUAAACAUACAUAUUUAUGUAUGUUCGUUUGUAUAUUUACAUAUCAAUGGAUACAUGACAACGCGCAUAAAAAGCUCUUAAAAUGUUGAUCCAAAACUCCGUAACCAAGCGUAAGACGUUAAUAUUCGCGUUUUUCGGCAUCGCCUUGGGUCUAUGUAUUGGCACCGUACUCAAAAAUUAUCGCGCGUUGGAAAUUGUCAAGCGUUGCAGUAUGAAGCCAAGUGGACAGUUGAACCCUUUCGAAAUCAUCGGCAUGAAUCCCGAAGAAGAAACGAUUAAAACUUCUCAGCGUAAUCUUGUAUUUGUGGGUGUAAUGACAGCAAAAAAUUUUAUUGAGGGGCGCGCACGGGCCGUAUAUGAUACAUGGGGUAAGGAAGUGCCCGGUCGGAUAGCCUUCUUUAGUUCGGAGGGUUCACACUCUAAAGACUUGCCGGUAAUUGGUUUGAAAAAUGUUGAUGAUCGCUAUCCACCACAAAAAAAAUCAUUUAUGAUGCUCUACUAUAUGUAUGAACACUAUAUUGAUAAAUUUGAAUGGUUCAUACGAGCCGAUGAUGACGUCUACAUUGAGCCGGAGAAACUAGAACGUUUUCUACGAUCGAUCGAUAGUUCGAAACCGCAAUUUAUAGGACAAGCCGGCAAGGGCAACAGUGAGGAGUUUGGAUUGUUAUCACUGGAGUUUGAUGAAAACUUUUGUAUGGGUGGGCCGGGUGUGAUAUUGAGCAGUGAGACUUUGCGCAGAGUUGCGCCGCAUAUACCAACGUGCUUGAAGAACCUUUAUAGCACACAUGAAGAUGUGGAGGUCGGACGCUGCGUGCAAAAAUUUGCUGGUAUUCCAUGCACUUGGAACUAUGAGAUGCAGUAUAUUCUGAGACACAACUCGAGUGGACAGUAUGCAUUCACCGGAAAAUUGAAGCGCAAAGAGAUACACAAUGCCAUCUCCCUUCAUCCCAUCAAGCAAGCACCAUUGAUGUAUCGGCUACACUCAUUCGUGCAGGGCCUUAAAGCGGAGGAAAUAAGACAGGAGUCCCUGGAGCUACAUCGUGAUAUCAAGCGAAUGGGCAGCUUUCUAGAAAUACCUAGUGACAGCAAAUAUUUGGUGCCGGGUAUCGAGUUAAUACCUGAAAAAACGAAUAGUGAGCAACACUACGAAGACCACAAUAUUUUGGGUAUAACACCGGAUUUGAAUAAAUUCACACCAUCUUCGACAGCGGACCUACUCGAAUGGUCUUUCAUCGCGCGCAGCCUUUACGCGUGUGAGAAUGCAAAUCCGAAACACAAAAUCGACUCAGCAUUACGCGAGGGACUUGAGGACGUCAUAACGGAAGUCAUGGAGAAUAUUAACAAUUAUUCCCGACAAAGGGGCAGAGUUAUCGAGUUCCGUGAGCUUCUCUACGGUUACAAUCGCCUAAAUCCUUUGCAUGGUCAAGACUUAAUACUGGAUCUGUUACUGAUUUACAAGCGAUAUCGUGGGAAAAAAAUGACUGUACCAGUUCGCCGGCAUUUGUAUGUGCAACGUGCCUUUACCGGUACUUUCGUCAAAGAAUUUAACGAGGAUUUCUACAAUAAAACUCUACAAAAAAGUUAUCUGGAGCACAUGUUAGCUUCCGGCAUGGAACGUAUUUCAAAACAUUUUACACUUCCGGGCCUGCCAGUCGCAAAGAGGCUAUUUAGCACAACUGCUGAAAAGCCAAAAAUCGUGUUUGUAUUGCCCAUAGCGGGUCGUUAUGAUACAUUCCAUCGUUUCUUGAUUACUUUCGAACGUGUAGCAAUUGAGCAGGAUAAACAUAGCGACUUGUUGGUGGUAAUAUUUGGUGACACCGCAAGCAUUGAAAGACACCUACAGCUUUUAAUGGAGCUUCGUCAGCGUCACACAUACAAACAGAUAAACUGUAUACAACGUAAUGAGGAAUUCUCACGUGGUGUGGCACUGGAUGUUGCUGCACGAUCGUCGUACAUAGAAGAUAAUGACAUAAUGCUCUUCAUCGAUGUUGAUAUGGUAUUUCAAUUGGAAACAUUGCAGCGCAUUCGGCUCAAUACGAUACAAGGGCGGUACGUGUAUUUACCAAUUGUAUUCAGCCAGUAUGAUCCUAAAAGACGUUGGAGAGGUGAAAAUGUUGAAAAUGCACAUACACCAUAUGACGAAAUCACCAAUGAAUCGGGCUAUUUUAGACAAUUUGGUUAUGGUAUAUGUGCAAUCUAUAAGUCUGAUAUACUUGAUAAAGAUAUAAAUGGUUUUGAUAAAGAUAUCACUGGUUGGGGAUUGGAAGAUGUAAAGUUCUUAGAUAAAAUCGUUAAAGUCGGUAAUCGUCGAAAUGGUUAUCUAGUCAAUACUGCCGAGAUUCCUAUCCAGUACGAUGAAACAGUACAAAAAAUUAGACGGCUUAGUAUAUUUCGGGCACCUGAUCCCACUCUUGUACAUAUAUAUCAUGAAAUCAAUUGCGAUGUUAAGCUAGAUGCUCCACAAUACAACAUGUGCCUCGGAACAAAAGCAAACUCAAUGGGCAGCACAUCUUUUAUGGAGCAUUUAUUUUAUAAUAACAAAAAUAAUAUAGAUUUUACUUUAGAAUUCAAUCGAAGAAAGGAGCAGAGAUGAAAACGACUCAAUAAAAAUAUUUGGGCACAAAAGUCUAAGCUUUAACUAGACUUACAAUACAAGAAUCUAUAUCGUCGAUGAUGCCUACAAGGCAUAUUAGUAAGAAGCUCAUAUCUGGGAAGUAUGAAUCGAAAAUUUUUUUGUUCGCACUCAUCAAAUUUCCACUUUCUACUUUCCACACGGGAAAAAAAUCCAUUAAGAAAUAUGUAAUUGCACUUUGGCCUUUUGGGAAAUACUUGUACUAACUUUAUGCAGCGAACAAGAAAUUAAAUGUUUAAUAGCUUGAAAUCAUUGGACACUUAUUAUUGUUGCUAUGAAAUCUCACUUUACUACACUUCAUACAGGAUUUUUCAUUACAUACUCAUACAUAAUUUAGAUACACACAAAUAUUUGCCAAAAAAGUUGUAUGAAAUUUUAAUCACAUAUAUACAUAUAUGUAAAAGUAGUACAGGCAGAAAUAUAAUAUAUUAAUAUAUAUACUACUUAUAAGCCUAAAUAUUUUCUUUCGUUUUGUCUUGUGAUAGAAUCUAAAAUAAAGACAGCUUAAAAAUAAAA
This is a messenger RNA of Ceratitis capitata (Mediterranean fruit fly), 3238 nucleotides long. It is a transcript of the gene Chsy, whose product is annotated as chondroitin sulfate synthase 1. The coding region runs from base 173 to 2683 and encodes 836 amino acids. The transcript has 8 exons. Gene Ontology annotation, cellular component: Golgi cisterna membrane. NCBI's taxonomy places the organism in Eukaryota, Metazoa, Arthropoda, Insecta, Diptera, Tephritidae. Gene Ontology annotation, molecular function: glucuronosyl-N-acetylgalactosaminyl-proteoglycan 4-beta-N-acetylgalactosaminyltransferase activity. The record is from RefSeq and is a predicted model, not a curated record.